UUACUGACAGGAAGUUUUCUCCUGUGUUUGAUAAAAUCAUGUAACGAUAAGUCGGGAAAUGCUGACGUCAUAGACGAGGCUUUUUGGGGAAUUGACAUGUAUUUGACUAUUGAGGGCGUUUCUUCGCAUGCCACUGAUUUUUCUUGUUUGGAACGGUCUGACGACCGUGAGGUUGUGAUGAUAAAUUAAUUCUUUUUGAUGAGCCCAACGUUAUUGAACCGUGCUGAUACGUGCUGAAGUAUCUUGACAGCGUGGUCUCAUACUGGGUUUAGAACUUUGUGUCCUGCUUGAUUAUUUAUCGUCACAGUGUCCCCAACAUCAAGUUCAAUAACGCUUCAUCAGGAUGAAUGCAGCAGGUCAACUUCAAGCUGCUGGUGGGCAGUCUGAGGUCAGACAGGAAGAUGAAAACCAGGAAAAGAAACAGGAAAAAGUGUUGGAGGUGAAUCCUGAAGACUCGGUGAGUCAGUGUGUCAGCCAUACUAGCUCUGCUUCGUCAGCCAUGUUGAAAGCUAUGUCCAGAAAGGCAGCCCUAGCAGCUGAAGCAGCUGCUAUAGAAGAACGCCAACAGCUAGAACUUGAGGAAUUUCAACUAACGCAGCGUAAGUUGAGAUUAUCGAUGCAGACGAAGCUCAGGGUUGCAGAAGCAGAAGAACAGAUAUACCUAGAGUUUGAGAAUAAGAAGUUAGGAAUAAGCUUUCCUGAGAAAGAACAGGAUGAAACCUUACCAUACACUCCUGGCAAGGUGGUGACAGAGACUGUUGUUCCUACUAAGUCUACGAAGUGUAAGCCUAUCACAGCAGAUAGGUCUGACCAUGGACAACCGCUGACCAUGAGUGAUGAUUCAGAUGUAGUCACCCUACUGAAGGAAGGACAACAGGAGCAACGCCGUCUUUGGGAGGUGAUGCAGCUGCCUAAGGCCGAGUUGACGCCUUAUGACGGAAAUCCCCUAGAAUUUUGGGAGUUCUGGCGGAGUUUCGAGGACAACAUUGACUCUAGUUCGUGCGGAGAUAGGACGAAGCUAACUCGCCUCUUAUACUAUUGUCGAGGGGAACCUAAGAGACGUUUGAGUCCUUGCUUAUUAAUGAACGCAUCACAAGGAUAUUCAACAGCAAAGCGACUUCUGAUUGAAAGAUUUGGAGACCCAGUUGUCAUCACAGACUCCUGGAUGAAGAAGAUAACAUCUGGGAAGCAGAUUGGCCCUCGUGACAAGAAAGGUCUAAGAGAGCUGGCAGAUGACAUGAGUGUCUGCCUUAUGUCAUUUCAAGCAAUGGGAUUCGAACAGGAACUCUCCCCUCAGAAAGUGCUUCUCCCACUGGCGGAGAGACUGCCUUUCCAUUUAAAAGGGAAGUGGCUGAGCAGAGUUGGAGCGAUUCGGCGCCAGGAGAGAAUCCCAAGAUUUGAAGAUCUUAUGUACUUUGUGCAGGAGGCUGCGCAGGAAGUUAAUGACCCGGUGUAUGGAGAGCUGAUGUCUGGUCAGAGUGAGCAACGCACGCCUUCUCGAAGUGGGAAGUCAAAGGGCUCCUUCUCUACAUCUUCCACUGCAAAGCCUGUUGAACUACAUGUAGAGUGUUUCCAGUGCAAGGGUAACCAUAGACUGUGGGAUUGUAAGCAGUUUAAGGACUUGCCUCCUAAGGAUAGAAUGCGGUUAGCAAGGAAUAAGGGACUGUGUUUUAACUGUCUGAGACGAGGUCAUAUGAUAGGAGCAUGUAGUAGCAAGAGGACUUGCUCAGUAGAUGGUUGCACAAGGAAGCACAAUAAGCUUCUCCAUAUGACAGAACCUGAUGGCGGCACACAAAAUAGAAAUGUGGAGCAAGAAGCCUCCUGUAGUUCCACAGGGGCCGGCAGGAAAAGUGUGCUCCCUAUAGUGCCUGUGAGGGUGAAGGCAGAAGGCUGCCAAGUUAUGCUGUGGACAUAUGCAUUGCUGGACCAAGGGUCAACAAGUACAUUUUGUUCAGCAAGUUUAGCAAGGUCACUCGGUGCUAAGGGAGUCAAAGGGAAGCUUCUACUAACGACCCUUGAUCGUAAAGAAAGUACUGUCCACACUGAAGCCGUCAGUUUGGUUGUGGACUCCGGAGAUAACAGCAAGCAGAUCAAGAUGUUAUGUGUGUACACAAAGGAAAAUAUCAACGUCAAGGGUGUACACAUGGCCACAGUCGAUGACAUCAAAGGACUGACCCACCUAAGAGGGAUUGACAUCCCUGUGGCCACUGAAGAUGAGGUGGGAUUGGUCAUCGGUCAAGACGUCCCAGAAGCUCUGAUGCCUCUAGAGGUUAGACAUGGAGAGAAAGGACCAUACGCAGUAAGGACGUGCCUUGGGUGGUCACUCCAUGGUCCGCUCAGCCGAGCAUGUGAAAUGAACACUCCAGUGUAUGCUACGAACACCUUCAUCGAAGGAGAUCUGUGCCUCGAGAGACAGUUAGAGAGGUUCUGGAAGCUUGAGACCCCUGAUCCUUACAAGGAAGAGAGAGCUAUGUCAAGGAAUGAUGUCAAGGCCUUGGCAGAGUGGGAGCAGGGCAUCUGCAUAGAGGAAGGUCAUUAUCAGCUCCCUAUCCCGUUCAAGAAGAGACCUCCAGAUCUCCAGAAUAACCGAUGGUUGGCUGAAAGGAGACUCCAAAGUCUUGGAAGAAAGCUUAGUCAGAGUGAUGGUCUCCUUCAGAAGUAUACAGAUGGCAUGGCAGACCUUUUGAAGAAGGGAUAUGCAGAGGAGAUCAAUGAACUUGACAGUAAGAAGGAAUGCGAAUGGUAUUUGCCACAUCACCCGGUAUUCCAUCCCCAGAAACCGGGAAAAGUGAGAAUAGUCUUCGAUUGUGCAUCAGCAUGGAAAGGUUUGUCACUGAAUGAUGUGGUUAAUCAGGGACCAGAUCUGACUAACAAGCUGAUCGGAGUGCUGUUGAGGUUUAGAACUGCGCCAGUGGCUUUGAUGGCAGACAUUGAAGCGAUGUUUCAUCAAGUUCGUGUGCCAGCGCCAGACCGAGAUGUACUGAGAUUCUUAUGGUGGCCAACAGGUGACUUGAAGGAAGAUCCAUGUGUCUACAGAAUGUGUGUGCACUUAUUCGGUGGGACUUGGAGUCCCAGCUGCUGUAGCUAUGCCUUACGACGCACAGCUGAAGACAACAAGGGUGAAUUCUCUCCUGAAGCAGUAAAGGCAGUGACUAGGAAUUUCUAUGUGGACGACUGCUUAAUCUCCACUAAGGAUGAGGAAGAUGCCAUACGACUAGCACAAGAAUUGAAAAGCCUGCUAGAGAAGGGAGGCUUUAACCUGAUCAAGUGGACAAGUAACAACCGCAAAGUUGUGGAAGCCAUCCCAGUGGAGGAUAGAAGUAAACAAGUUAAGGACUUAGAUCUUAGCAAGGAAGCACUACCAGUUGAAAGAGCCCUGGGGAUCAAAUGGGAUGUGCAAGAGGACCGUCUAGAGUACAAGACAUUGAUAAAGGAGAAACCACUGACAAGAAGGGUUUGCUUAGCAUUGUGUCAAGCAUUUAUGACCCGCUUGGCUACCUGA
Messenger RNA from Strongylocentrotus purpuratus (purple sea urchin), 3502 nucleotides. RefSeq lists its product as uncharacterized. NCBI's taxonomy places the organism in Eukaryota, Metazoa, Echinodermata, Echinoidea, Camarodonta, Strongylocentrotidae. The coding region runs from base 344 to 3502 and encodes 1052 amino acids. The record is from RefSeq and is a predicted model, not a curated record. The transcript has 2 exons.